Molecule: messenger RNA, 171 nt
Organism: Lymnaea stagnalis (great pond snail)
Lineage: Eukaryota; Metazoa; Mollusca; Gastropoda; Lymnaeidae
Source: the annotation of a GenBank genome assembly
GUGACCCAGUUUCAGUUCAUGACCUGGCCCACCAACGGCGUCCCCGACGAUCCCAUUCCCCUCCUGGACCUGAGGUACAGAGUUCGACGUUACUAUGGCAGCAGGACCACGCCCAUCCUGGUGAUCUGCGGGACCGGUGCGGCCCGCUCGGCCGUGUACAUCGCGGUGGAC